Neofelis nebulosa (Clouded leopard) is the source of this 3766-nucleotide messenger RNA. Its product is annotated as DNA endonuclease RBBP8-like. The coding region runs from base 349 to 1686 and encodes 445 amino acids. The record is from RefSeq and is a predicted model, not a curated record. Lineage: Eukaryota; Metazoa; Chordata; Mammalia; Carnivora; Felidae. The transcript has 2 exons.
UCACAGAAGCCCAGAUAACCCAGAAGCCACUGGGUUUCCGGCCUCUCCUCAAAGGGGCAGCGUGGAGGCGCCAUCUUCCCGCUCCCGUGCACCAGAUUUUCCCACCGAAAGUCUGGUGCCCCCUUUCCGCCAGAACACCAGAACUUUCUGUCCAGCCGUGAGCCACCCCUGUGCCAGCCCUGUGCCCCGAGAGAGCGUCGGAGAAGGUCUGUAAAACGGGUGAAGGCCUCAUUCGUGUCGCGGCCUGGUUCUAGCCAGCAGCCCCUCCGCCAUUUUGGGGGCGGCCGCGAAGGCGCCGUCAAGCCGUUGGCCCGUCUCAACCGUUUCUAAAUCCCAAAUCGGUGAGACAUGAUGCAGAGAGGGAACGUGGGGAGAGGAAACAGGGGAGGUGGCAAGAAACCUUCGGGAAAAGAGAAAUUACAGCUUAGUGUAUGUGAUCUGUCGUCUGACGAAUUUAAAAAGACCUGGCUAAUGCUCAAAGAGCUCCAUGACAAGGAGCUACGCCGUUUACAGGCAAAAUUAACCAGUUUGAGGAAAGAGCGAUUGGCUGACGGAAGGUGGUCGGGCUCCAUAGCCAAAAUUAAAGAGCUGACCGGGCAACAGAAAGUCCUCAACAGCACCAUUCGUAACUUGCGAGAUCAGUUAAACUCGAAAGAAUGCGAGCGCUGUUCAAUAAAUGAGACCUACAGGAACACACUGCAGCAAGAGUUUUAUGGGAUCCAGCAACAAAACCUUCACUUUAUUAUGGAGCUUACCGCAGAAAGGAAUAACUUAAGAGAACAAAACAAAAGGCUUUCUGCAAAACUGAGAAUGAUCGAGCAACAGCGUAACGCUUCUCUCAGUAGCGACGAGGACUUAAUUCCUUGCGCUCAAGCGACUCUGCCAGUUCUUUCGGACACGGCGUUUGCUCAAGGAGCUCGGGUGCAUCUGCCCGUGAGAUCGACACAGGAAUCAGAUACCGACCAGCCGAAAUCUGGAGUUCAAAAGGAAUCGCAAGAGAGUUCGAAGUUUCCGGUCCCGUUUUACAGUCAGGACCUCUUUGAGGUGCCAGAGACCUCUUCUGAGAUGAUUUCUUCUCAAGGCAGUGAGUCCGCCUUAGAGAGCAGUGCCAACCCGAAGUCCCCUGAAAGUUUAAUUUUAACACCUACACCCAGUGCUCAAACGGGGUAUGGAUUUCACGAGGGUUCGGACAACCAGGAAGAAAAGUUCGGCCGGCCAAAAAGGAAAUACAUCUCAACACAGAGGACCUUCACACAGAAGCGCAAAACUCGGAUGGGCUUCUGUUGGACCCUUUCCAGUAGUUCUGCCUCAGAAAACCCACCUGUUCAAUUGGUGUCUGAAACUUCAGAGGAAAAUAUGCCUACUUACACUAGACGUAGCAUAAUUUCCUCUUUUACAGAGACAAAGGAAGAUUCCCCUUUAAGUGUACCUCUUGUUGACUCUGGCGGAGAAAGUGGUGGGAAAACAAGAUUAAUGGCUAGUGAUGUGCAGCGCGGCACUGGGUUUCCUGUAAGAGCCGGCGGGAACCAGACAGCUUCCGAUGAACAAUCCACUGAACGAUUCACUGUGAAGAAUACUAAUGAACCUACAGGUGCAGGGUAUGGUGCCAACAAGCCUCAAGAUGAUACCCAAAGUGUCAGAAUAAAGAGAAAAGCCAGGGUGCAGUCCAAAAAACGGGAGAAGUAACUUCCCCUCGUCCUCUCAAGAAAAAUGUUUUUCUUUAACAAGAGGACAAUUUUCUCGUCACUUCAGACUGUGGAACUGAUUACCCCUGACUCUGAUUCCGUUUCGUACCCCUGACUCUGAUUCCAUCUCUCAGGAAAUAAUAUGCAAAACGACAAGAACAAAACACAAGUUGGGCAAAUGACUAAGACAUCAAAACGGUGAAUUAUUGCCAGUGAAUCACAAUCAAACGCAGCCACAAAGAGAGAACGACGUUCGUUCUUUAGAAGUGUUCGACCUCCAUAUAAAAAUGGAGAGGUCUGCCAUGUUUUUUGUUGAACUUAAGUUGCUACUGUUUAUGAAUCGAAAGCCAAGAGAGGACCUGAAGGGUGUGGACUUGUGAGAGUUCAACACUUAAAUGUACAUAGAUUGACUAAAAUAUUUACCAGGCAAGACAACGUAACUAGGAUACAUCCAUUGAGAAAGAUCCCGAAGCGGAUUUUUUUCAGAACAGGAUGAAUAGGACUUUACACGUACAAAAGAUAAAGAGCAGAUACGACACAGACCGUAUACGGGUUAUGAAGAAUGUGCUUUUAAACAUCAGAAAGCAAGAGCAGAGGAAAGAAAAACCUAAUGAACAAAGACCACAGAUUUUCAACAAGCAAGGUCAACGUUUACAAGAGAAGCAAGAACUAUGAAGUUCUCAAGAAACAAAGCAGUUAUGGUCUUAUCCAUGACUUUAAAAAGGCAGCCAGAAGCUCGUCACUGGCUACCACAGCGGCGUGCGUGUGCACGUGUGCACACGCAUACGCCAACCAGAGUGGAGGAGAGAAGAACCAGUCAUCAGUACCUCUCCCCCUCCUCCUUUUCUUCCUCCCCCUGCCCCCAUCUUACUUUCCCUGGGCUGGGGUGGUAUUCAACGCCUUUUUUUUUUUUUUUUUUUUUUUUUAAAUGUGUCUUUUGGGCCUUUUUUUUUUUUUUCUUAAACAUUUAUUGAGAAAAUUCAUGUGCCAUAUAACACGGCCCAUUUAAACAGUGCACAAGACAACAGUUUAUAAUAUUUUCAGAGAGAUGUAAAACCAUCCCCCCAGGGUUAGAAUAUCGUCAUUACCCUGAACAGAAGCCCCGCACACAGCCGCAGUCACUAUCCGCACAUGCCCACUUUCUGCCUUGCAGGACAACAAAAACAGGGAGCUGUGGCUGUAGUUGUUUAACCGAUUCAUUAUCUCUUAGAAUGAAAUACCAGCAGCAUUGAAAACGAUCUCCCUUUAUUGAUUUCUUCACCAAAACAAGGGAAGACAUCCGAUGUAGUCUCAGUAUAAUCUCGGAUUUUUAUUCUAAAUCAUAUAGUCUUAGAACUUAAGGAUUAUAGUUGUUUUGCUAUUUGAUUAAUAUCUUCUAGUAUUUGUUAUCAGUAUCUAGCUAUUUUUAGGAUUACUUAUUUACUUACUUACUUAACUAUUUUGAGAGACAGCAAGUAGGGGAGGAGCAUAGAGAAGAGGACAGAGGAUCCGAAGUAGGCGCUGUGCUGACAUCGAGAGCCCUGUGCGGGGCUCAAACUCAUGAACCGUGAGAUCCUAACGUGAACCGAAGUCCGAUGCUUAACCGAUUGAGCCACCCAGGUGCCCGUGCCCCGUAUCUAGCUAUUUUUAUUAAUGCUUUAUUUAUGUUUUGAGCGUGAGAGAACGCGAGCAGGGGAAGGGCAGAGAGGGGAACCGAGGAUCUGAAGCAGAGAGCUUCAGCAGAGAGCUGUGCUGAGAGCAGAGAGCCCUGUGUGGAGCUCGAAUUCACAGACUGUGUGAUCGUGACCUGAGUCGAAGCCAGAUGCUUAACAGACUGGAGCCAUCCAGAGGACAUGCAGUUUAUGAAAAUCCUUUGGUUAUUCUAUCAUAUAAAGAACUGGUAAUACCAGCAAAUAAUACAACAGAACACCAAGGGACAACAAAACAGAGCCUGAAAAAGAACUCGACACUGUCCAGUACGAUACAGUGGUUCUGUGAAGAUAACACCAGCAUUCGUUCCCCUCGGAAAACCCCUCCUGUCUUUUUGUUUGCUUCUGUGUUCCAAAUCCUGGGUCCAAUAAAAGCUAAAGUAUUAAAUAUGA